GCGAAACAACCAGCCAAUGUCCGGCAAGUCCGCCGAAGCCAGUCGCAGUUUUAAUCCGUUGUCACAGCAAACGCGGACUCUGUGGUGUCAUACUGUUUCUGGCUCGGAUGCAGUCAGCGCGGUCCGCAUCGUUGUGCUCUGUGUUUGUUUAUCGUGUUUGUUUACAUCGUGCGUUUAGUGAUGAUGCUGCGCUGUUAUCAACAAAGACGAGAGAUGAGAGUCAGUGAUUGUGUUAAUGUUUAACGAUUCUGAUGCCCAGAAUCAAGUUCUCUUCUUAACUUCGUGAAAGUGAAGUGAUGAUUAUGUAAGCAGCGAAACAAACAAGGAAAUGAGUGCUGCUCUGCGGUUCUGACAAGCGCGCAGAAUCACAGGAAAACUAUUUCCGGCAAACAAGAGUGUACUGUGUUAUACAAAUAGUAAUAAUAGUAAUCGGAGAAACUAAGUGUAAGGCAAAAACAAAACAGCAGAGACACAGUUGAAGGAUACUUAACAAAAAAAAAAAAAACUAGUGUGUGUACAUAAAACGCCGCAAAAAGAAACAAAUUCGCGGUAGCGAUAGUGUGCAAAAAAUAGCAAAACAAACGACAACAACAAAAAAACGCCACAAUGUCCAACGCGGCUGAACCAGUUCGGGGUGCACUGCGUCAUACCCUGUUCGCGCUAUGUGCCCUGGUGCACGUGCUGCACGGAGCUGUUAUGAUAGAAAAAUUCCCGCAAGUCGUCGACAACCGGUUGCAAACGACGGAGGUUCCCCCAAGCUGCCCAAGCGAAAUCUACUGCCAUGGCAAGCUGCUCGAUACCGUGCAGAUGAUGGCGAUCUAUCCCGACUCGAAAACGUUCGUCGACAUGAAGAUGAAGAAGACCCCCAACGAAACGUUGGCCUCCUUCAACGACUUCCUGGAGCAGACGAAGGACAAACCCACUAAGCAGGAGAUGCAGCAUUGGGUGGAAUCGAUGUUCGAGAAGCCGGGAGCCGAGUUCGAGGAGUGGCUCCCGAACGAUUGGAUCGAGAGCCCAGCCUUCCUGGAGCACAUCAAGGACACCGAUCUGCGCGAGUUUGGCAAGGCACUGAACGGUAUCUGGAAACAGCUGGGUCGCAAGAUGACCGCCGAUGUUGCGAUUAAUUCAGAGCAUUAUUCCAUUAUUCCCAUCACCCAUCCCGUCAUUGUGCCCGGAGGAAGAUUCAGGGAGUUCUACUACUGGGACUCAUACUGGAUUAUGAAGGGACUACUCCUGUCGGAAAUGUAUUCGACGACCCGCGGUAUGCUGGAAAACUUCCUGUCCAUCGUUGAGCGGUACGGUUUCAUCCCGAACGGUGGUCGCAUCUACUACAGCAUGCGCUCCCAACCGCCGCUACUGUGUGGAAUGGUGAAGGCCUACGUUGAUGCCACCAACGAUACCAAAUUCGCUGAGGAUGCCGUUGAAACACUCGAGCGAGAGUUCGAGUUCUUCAUGAACAACUACCUGGUCGAGGUCAACGGUUACCAUCUGGCUGCGUACGGUUACAAAUCCACCGGUCCACGACCCGAGUCUUACCGGGAGGAUAUAAUCAGCGCGCAGAUUUUCGAAAAGGAGGAAGAUAAGCAGGAUUUCUACAGCGAACUGAAGGCAGCAGCGGAGAGCGGAAUGGACUUUUCCAGCCGGUGGUUCAUCAAGGAGGGUACGAAUGCAGGCAAUCUGACCGAUUUGAAGUGCCGUUCGAUCAUUGCCGUGGAACUGAACGCGAUCCUCUACUGGAACGCGCUGAUCAUCUCGGAGUUCUACACCCUUAAGAACGACCUCCGGAAGGCAAAUUUAUACGAAGCGAAAGCGGAUGAAAUAAAGAAAGCUAUUGCAGCAGUAUUAUGGAACGAGAAUGAGGGCGCCUGGUUGGAUUACGAUCUGAUCAACAAGAAACAUCGCCACUACUUCACACCCACCAAUCUGUCCCCGCUAUGGACCGGAUGUUACGAUAAGGAUGAUGCCAGCUUGCCGAAAAAGAUCCUCGCCUAUAUUGAAAAGCUAGGAUUGGAUACGUACCCGGGAGGUGUUCCGAAUACGCUGAGCAACACCAACGAACAGUGGGAUUUUCCGAACGUUUGGCCACCCAUGCAGCACAUGUUGAUCAUGGGACUGGACAGCAUGAACAGCCAGGAGACUAAGGAGUUGGCAUUCAAGUGGGCCCAGCGAUGGGUGCGAGGCAACUACAUUGCGUACAAUGAAACGAAAGCCAUGUUUGAGAAGUACAACGCUGAGGAACUUGGCGGCCAUGGUGGUGGUGGCGAAUACGAAGUUCAAACCGGGUUCGGUUGGUCGAACGGUGCCGUUAUGGAUCUGCUGAAUAAAUACGCCGAUCGGAUAACAACAGAUGACAGCAAAAACGGCGCGGGCGCUCUUGUGUCGUAUUCCAUUAACUCAGGUAUUCUGGCGACGAUUGUGGCCUUCUUCAUCGGGAUAUUCGGGUGAGCGGCAACGUACCUUAUUUGGAGUAUAAUUAACAGUAUUGUUCCUAUUCCGUAAAAUUAAGUAUAACCGAAUUGUUCACAUCUAACUCGAGACCCCUGUCAUUGGGACUUAACUGUUUCGGCAUGGAUUUCCAGUGGAAGUUAUGUGUUAGUAUUUCGUUUACCGUGUGUUUGAAUGCUAACAAUACAUAAAAUUAGACAUCGCAAAACACACAGAGAAUGUUGCCUGUUACAGUACCCAUUUAUCCGUUAUUGAAUAACAAACUUUAGCUUGUCCUACUGUUUAAUGUGGAAUAAUUAGCGAGCAAUAACUUUGAAUUUGCUUUUAUCUUCUCCAACAUAGCAUAUUCCGUCGAUUUUUUGGUCGAUGAGCCAGCGAGCAAUGAUACUAUUUUAAUAAUAAAUUAUUUUAUGGAAAA
This is a messenger RNA of Toxorhynchites rutilus septentrionalis, 2863 nucleotides long. Its product is annotated as trehalase. Gene Ontology annotation, biological process: trehalose catabolic process. NCBI's taxonomy places the organism in Eukaryota, Metazoa, Arthropoda, Insecta, Diptera, Culicidae. Gene Ontology annotation, molecular function: alpha,alpha-trehalase activity. The record is from RefSeq and is a predicted model, not a curated record. The coding region runs from base 607 to 2445 and encodes 612 amino acids. The transcript has 8 exons.